Messenger RNA from Rhinolophus ferrumequinum (greater horseshoe bat), 4072 nucleotides. It is a transcript of the gene TRIM35, whose product is annotated as tripartite motif containing 35. Gene Ontology annotation, biological process: innate immune response; positive regulation of apoptotic process. The record is from RefSeq and is a predicted model, not a curated record. Bases 65 to 1564 code for a protein of 499 amino acids. The transcript is spliced from 6 exons. Lineage: Eukaryota; Metazoa; Chordata; Mammalia; Chiroptera; Rhinolophidae. Gene Ontology annotation, molecular function: protein binding; zinc ion binding.
GCCUCGAGGCGGGUAGGAGGGGCUGGAGCGAAAGUUGCGGGCGCUAGAGCUGGCGGCCGGUAUUAUGGAGCCAGGCCCCGCUCAGUCCCCCGGCCCCGCUCUGUCCCCCGGCCCGUCCCACUCUUUCAAGGAGGAGCUGCUCUGCGCCGUCUGCUACGACCCCUUCCGCGACGCCGUGACUCUGCGCUGCGGCCACAACUUCUGCCGCGGGUGUGUGACUCGCUGCUGGGAGAUGCAAGUGGCGCCCACCUGCCCGGUGUGCAAGGACCGCGCGGCCCCCGCCGACCUGCGCACCAACCACACCCUGAACAACCUGGUGGAGAAGCUGCUGCGCGAGGAGGCCGAAGGCGCGCGCUGGACCGGCCACCGCUCCCCGCGCCUCUGCCGCCUGCACCGCGGCCCGUUCAACCUUUUCUGCCUCGACGACAAGGAGCUGCUGUGCUGCUCGUGCCAGGCCGACCCCCGGCACCAGGGGCACCGCGUGCAGCCAGUGAAGGACACUGCCCACGACUUUCGGGCCAAGUGCAGGAACAUGGAGCACGCGCUGCGGGAGAAAGCCAAGGCCUUCUGGGCCAUGAGGCGCUCCUACGAGGCCAUCGCCAAGCACAACCAGGUGGAGGCUGCCUGGCUGGAAGGGCGAAUCCGCCAGGAGUUUGAUAAGCUUCGCGAGUUCUUGAGAGUGGAAGAGCAGGCCGUCCUGGAUGUCAUGGCCGAGGACAGGAGGCAGAAGCAGCUGCAGGCCGAGGAGAAGAUGAAACAGCUUGCGGAAGACACGGAGGCUCUAGCCCAUGAGAUCGAGCGGCUGCAGAAGGAGAUGAAGGAAGAUGAUGUUUCUUUUCUCAUGAAACAUAAGAGCCGAAAACGCCGCCUCUUCUGCACCAUGGAGCCAGAGCCCGUGCAGCCCGGCAUGCUCAUCGACGUCUGCAAGUACCUGGACUCCCUGCAGUACCGCGUCUGGAGGAAGAUGGUCAUGUCUGUUGAAUCUGUGCCCUUCAGCUUUGAUCCCAAUACUGCAGCCGGCUGGCUUUCUGUGUCAGAUGACCUCACCAGUGUCACCAACCACGGCUACCGCGUGCUGGUGGAGAACCCAGAGCGCUUCUCCUCAGCGCCCUGCCUGCUAGGCUCGCGUGCCUUCUCCCACGGCUCCCACGCCUGGGAGGUAGACGUGGGGUCCCUGCCCAGCUGGCGGGUGGGCGUGGUGCGCACGCGCCAGGACACCAGUGCCGAGGGCCACUCGCACAGCUGCUACCACGACACUCGCUCGGGCUUUUGGUACGUGUGCCGCACACAGGGGGUAGAGGGAGACCACUGCGUGACCUCAGACCCUGCCACGUCGCCCCUGGUCCCCGCCAUCCCGCGCCGUCUGCGCGUGGAGCUGGAGUGCGAGGAGGGUGAGCUGUCUUUCUAUGAUGCCGAGCGCCACUGCCACCUCUACACCUUCCACGCCCGCUUUGGGGAGGUGCGGCCCUACUUCUACCUGGGGGGCACACGAGGGGACGGCCCCCCCGAACCUCUGCGCAUCUGUCCCCUGCGCAUCACCGUCAAGGAGGAGUUAGAUGGCUGAGGCUGGCCCAGGAGCUUGCCGGACGCUGUCCGGGUCCUGUGCCCGUGUGUUUGCUUUCUUUCUGCCCCUCUUCCUGAAGCCCACACUCGCCUGGGCACCUCUACCACCUGCUUUCUUGCCGGGAUCUUGCUACUGAACUGUCUGACCCUUCUCCGUGGCUCCAGGCCCCAAGCCUCCCUCUCGAUUUUUGGUUCCUUCUCUACCCACAGUUGAAAGUCCUUCAGGAGGCAUCUCGUGGCCCCCGGCUCUCCCCAGAGAUGUGAAUUUUCUGAAUCCUACUUCCAGUAUUUUGGGGGAUAAUGUUUGCCUCUAGAGUACGCCUGUUUUAAAAUGUAGGUUUUAUUUCUAUCCAGAUAUGGUGAGGCCAACAGACCAGGAGACAACUGCCAUUGAAAAGAGUUUGUUACUUACAGUUCCCAAGAGGAGGGGUCCUGCUAUGGGGGUGGGGGCGGGGGGGGGGGAGCGCCCAGGGAAGCACCAGGUCCCAUAGGAGGCAGAGGGAGUGAGGGGAGAGCAUGGGCGAGAAACUGUUGUGGUUUUCCCAGGAAGGGACAGAUGAGACAUGUAUAGGGUGGAAAGGUUUACGAUUGGCUAGUUUCGCCCUGGGAGGUGCAGUUCCCCAUGGUCAGUGAGCUCCAGAUGUCAGAGUAUCAAGAAGACAGAAAAUAGUAAGAUAUCCAGGGCCAUGGCCAUGGCUUUGGGGAACGACCAAGGCUCAGUGUAUCUGUCACUUUAAGCCAGUGUUUUCAAACUGCCUCACAGAGCCUCCCUGGGGCCCCCCCGCCAGGGCUAGAGGCAAGGCUGCCAGCAGAUCAACUCUGAUUUAUCUGUUUACAUGUCUGGGAUGAUUUCCUCUGAAGAGAGGGUUCCAAAGCAUUUAAAAAACACAAUUUUAAAACCAUGGUUUUAGACCCAUUCCCUCUCUGGCCCUUAGUUUCCUCAUCUGUAAAGGAGACAGCAGGACUGGAAGCUGUGCUUCUGCUGUGGAGGAAAUUCCUCUGGUCACUGUUACAAAGAAGGGAAGGAGGAGGAUGCAGUCUGGGGGGCGGAGAGGGGACACCCGGAGUGAGAAGGGAGGGAGAGCCCUGUCUGCUCCCGCAGCCUGCUCAUUCUUCCUCUGCUGCCUUUUGUGUUCUCUUCCGGAUUUCUUCUCCCUCUGCCAUGCCUGCAGACUAGUACCUCCCAUUUUUCUUUCUCACGCAUGCCUACAGGUAAUUUUUAAUGGUCAACUCACCAUGUCCCGGGGACAGUGUCAUAAAAGGAAAUGUUUUCCUGUCGGAGCCAUUUCUCAUUGGAGGGAGGCACGUUCCUGACCAAGGGCUCACAUCCUUUCUCCUGCCUGUGCCCCCUCAGUUCACAGAAACGGACAUUUCAAACAGAAAUGAUCAUCCAAAACUAUAUAUUGAUUAUAAACGUGAUGUGUAUAUUGGUAGGGGCCACAGGAGGGUUGUGGUAGGAAGUGCCACUGAGCAAAGGCAACCAGGGUGGGCGUGGGAGAAUGUGGGCAAACUCGCCGGCGGCCGUCUAAAGACACUCAGAUUCAGAAAAGCCCAAGACACUUUGAAACCAAACGUAUCUGAGGCCAGUGUGUAUGCUCUACAAUAAAGUAUUUAGCCCAUCUAAUAUAAUUUCUAUAGAAUUAUCUUGACCUGAAAUUAUUUUGUUAGUUACAAUAAACUUUUUAAAAGGUUUUUUAUUUCCAAUUUAGGUGUUGGAAGAGUUUCUUUCUUUUUUCUUUUUUUUUAACAGGAUAAUUUGGAUAGCCUGGGCCCCUCUUCACAAAAAUGAAAACAGUAUUUGAGCUAAAGCCCUCUUUUGCUUUUGACAUUUUCCUUUCAGUGUUCUUGAAAGCAAAAGUUCAUCCAUGUUGUAGCAUAUAUUCAACUUUAUUCCUUUUUAUUAACAUAGUAUUCUGCUGUAUGCAUAGACUACGUUUUAUUUAUCCAUUCUUUAGUUGGUGGAUAUUUAGAUCGUUUCCACUUUUUUGGCCAUUAUGAAUAAUGAAUAAUGCAUUAUGAAUAAUGCUGCUGUGAACAUUGGUGUAUAAGUUUUUGUGUGGACAUACAUUUUCCAUUCUCUUGGGUAAAUACCUAGGAGUAGAUCGGCUGGAUUUAACCUUUCGAGGGAUUGCCAGGCUGUUUUCCAAUAUGGGUGUACCGUUUUAUAUUCUUACCAGCAGUGUAUGAGGGUUCCGGUUGCUCCAUAGCCUUGUCAGCACUUGUUAUUUUAACUUAGCCUUGUCUUUUAACUUAGCCAUCCUCAUUGGGGUAAAGUGGUAUCCCUUUAUGGUUUCAAUUUUUAUUUCCCUGAUACCUAAUGACAUUAAGCACCUUUUCAUGUACUUAUUUGCCAUUUCUAUGUCUUUUUAGGAAAACCGACUUCAGAUCCUUGACUCAUUUUUAAUUUGAUUAUUUGUAUUUUUCAUUACUGAGUUUUAAGAGUUCUUUAUACAUUGGAGAUACAAGUCCCAUAUCACAUUGUAUGAUUUAUAAAAAUUUGCUCCUCGUU